GUUACCCCCUCUGGUGUUUGAACAUCGUUGCCAUGGAAAUGAUACAGUAGAUAGUACAUAACAAAAUUUGUUCCCUACUGAUGGAAGAUCAGGAAUGUAUUGAAAAUGCAAAGGAAUAAUUUUAUCGGGUCUAAAUGACAUUAAUAUGGAUACCACCAACAUAUACAGGGCAGAAAAGUCUGAAAUUUCACAAGAGGACAAAAUCGAUCGGUGGAAAACGGUGACUAAUGAUUCUUAUGUACCGCCACCCAUUACACACCCACGAAUACUUGGCCGGAGACGCGAGUUGAUGAAAACAUUUCUUACCAAACGUGUUUCCGAAGAAAUAGUGAACGAAACGAUUGCAGAACCUUCACUUUGUACCAUGAGUCCUUCGGAGUACGUUGAUAACUUUUGUGACUCAAAAUUCACACCAUUUAUGGAUCGAACUGAGUGCAACACUCAGAAACACCUCAAAUAUCCUCUCUAUGGCGGUGCCACUGCUCAGUCUUACUACAAGUCACAACUUGACAGAGGAACGCUCAGGGUGCGAUCAGAGAUCAAAGACUUCAAUGAACCCUUUCGCAGAUCUUGUUCAUUCACUACACCACCGGAUUUAGCCCUAAGAGAACCAACGGGAGGUUACUGAAAGUGACAGUUUCAUUUUAAUAAAUUCUGUUGUAUACUUUUCAA
Molecule: messenger RNA, 672 nt
Organism: Athalia rosae (coleseed sawfly)
Lineage: Eukaryota; Metazoa; Arthropoda; Insecta; Hymenoptera; Athaliidae
Exons: 3
Coding region: 146-628 (160 amino acids)
Biological process (GO): positive regulation of transcription by RNA polymerase II
Cellular component (GO): nucleus; cytoplasm
Molecular function (GO): microtubule binding
Source: RefSeq, a predicted model, not a curated record